AUGCUGAAGACAAGUAUCGUUCUCGUUCUGCUCAGUUGGGGGUGCGGGGCCGAAACGGCGUCCAAAGUGGAGCCUCCGGAUGCGAUGGACUUUUCGUACGAUCGUCUCUGGCGUUACGCACAGCAACAGUGCAGCGAAAAAGGUAUAUCCGCGUCCGAGUUUACCAACUCUUGGCUGACCGUGCGACGCUGCCUGAAGGAUAACCUCGAUGUGGUGCAGUUGAACGAAGACUCUAUGCGGCUGGACACAUCGAACCAGGAAGCCAUCCUUACUAGGCAUUGCCCGAAGAUGUACGAAGCGAUCAAGUGUUUCGAUCCGUUCAUGGACGUAGUGCGGGGCUGCGUCGACAAGGAGAGCUACGAAAUCUUUCACGCACUUCGCAACUGGUUCCAGGACAUCCUUCAUUUUCUGUGUGACAGCAAUGGAACGAACUUUGCUUACGACAAACGGAAGCACGACGAGUGCACCCGUGACAUGAACCAACACAUCAUAACGUGUGCGGCGGAAAACAUGAACAUCAUCUCCACUCCGGACCUGAAUCGGAAGACACUGCUCGAAGAGAACUGCAACAUCCUGGCGACGGCGAAAGACUGUUUGGUCGCCAAGCUGAAGCAGUGCGACGUGUUUGCGAACGGGGCUCGACUGUUCUACAAAAACUUUAUCCAAAUCACGUCCUGCAAAAACCACACCCAGGAGGAAGGUGGUUGA
Molecule: messenger RNA, 708 nt
Organism: Anopheles bellator
Lineage: Eukaryota; Metazoa; Arthropoda; Insecta; Diptera; Culicidae
Exons: 4
Coding region: 1-708 (235 amino acids)
Source: RefSeq, a predicted model, not a curated record